GCACUGAAUCACGAUUGGAGAUGGAAUAAUAAUCGUAUGUUUAUUUUCUCUUCGCUUCGAGGGAAAUGCGUUUCAAUACAGACGACCUAGAUUAUAUUUGUUGUGUUUUCCGACCCACAGCCAAACAAAUGCAAUCAUCAUGCGAUUCGGAGACAAAAUGCCCAGCUCUUGGCUGGAUUUGAUGGCGACGGCGCCGAGCUUUUGCGCAGUGAGUGCAGCAGCGGGCGGGAGGCUCACGUUCCGCAUCAGAUCGAUACCUGCCAUGCACGAAGGCGACACAUCAGAAUUCCCGUGCUCUCCAGUUGUUUGGAAGUCUGUUGUUGGGCUCCCUCAUCCCAUGCGACGGACAAUCAUCCAAUGCCACAACAUUAGGGAAGUGGGAAAAACGACGAAGAGAACAAACACCAUCAGGAUAUACAGUAUACGACAUGCCAAGUCCGUCCAGCCAGUCCGCUGUACGCCACCGCGGAGGAAAUCACGCAAGGUCUACCGUAACGACCGCCACGCCGACAGCAGUGCCAAGAAGGAAGACAUUUCCAAUUCCAAGAUGCCAACCAAACUGUGGCGUUACAUUAUUCACAAGGGGAGACCUUGGUAUACUAAUGAAUGUUCAGGCGAAUGUCUCACAGGGCCCUCCGUCUUGCCGCACUUCUCCCGCGUGUUGAAAUGGAAGACCUUGGUACGCUAAGAAAUGACCAGGCAAAUGUCUUAUGCAGAGUCGCACUUCUCUCCAGUGUAAUAACUAUAA
Messenger RNA from Dissoconium aciculare CBS 342.82, 748 nucleotides. RefSeq lists its product as uncharacterized. Lineage: Eukaryota; Fungi; Ascomycota; Dothideomycetes; Mycosphaerellales; Dissoconiaceae. Bases 140 to 688 code for a protein of 182 amino acids. The transcript has a single exon. The record is from RefSeq and is a predicted model, not a curated record.